AUGCAUAUUGGCCACACUGCGGAUUAUCGAAUGCUCGCGGUGAUACCUUGUUCCAUAAACCAUUACAUGGUGAUAUGGACUUGGUUAUAUUUCGAGUUUUUUAUUUUGCCGUACUUUUACGUGCUUGAACCAUACUUCUACACGGUUAUAAUGACUUACUGGAAACAUUUUAACGUCGAUGCAAAUGAACUUAAAGAAUACUUCAAAACACAUAAGUCAGUUAAAGAAUUUCAAGCUCAUUCAUCAAAAGUACAUUCAGUUGGUUGGAGUUGUGACGGUAAACGUUUAGCGUCCUGUUCAUUCGAUAAAUCUGUGGCAACAUUUACAUUGGAUAAAGACCGUUUGGUGAGAAAUUAGAACAAUUUAACAUUUUUUUUUUUUUAUAAUUUAUUUUUCAUCUGUGAGUUUUAAUAAAAAUCAUGGAUACCUCUAAUUUAAUUGAGACAAAACCAAUCAGGGUCGAUCGUGUGGAAAUUGUAGGUCUAAAAAGAACCAAAGAUGAUAUUGUUAAAAAAGCAACAAAAUGUCUGUUUGACUCUAAGACCAUCGGUGAUAUAAUCAUUAAGACUGCAAUGGCUAAAACAAAUUUAAUGCAACUAGAGUGCUUUAAAGAAGUAUCUGCCAAACUAGAUGUUGAUAGUGUCAAUGGACAGGAUAAAUAUUAUGUUACCAUUAACGUAAAAGAAUCUAAUUGGAUUGAAGGACAUAUCAAAUUAUUAUCCGAUACUAAUUUUGAUAAUAAUCCAGAUCCUAAACUUUCAACUGGAGUAUCAUUUUUGAACUUGUUUUGCCGUGGUGAAAAACUAAAUGUAAUAUCAGAUGUAUAUUCAUCUAACAAAAAGUUUUCUACGGGUUGCAUAACUUUUACAAAACCAUUACUUGCUUAUUUUAAUCCAUAUUUAUACACAUCAGUGUUUAAGAACCAUUACAAUAGAAAUAAAUUUGGUUAUUCGUUUGAUGAAUAUGGAUUAAAUAGUGGAUUAAAUCUGUACUAUGAAUGUUUAAAAAUAAGUUUAGGAUGGGAAGGAGUGAUUAGAGAUUUGAAACAUGCACCAAAUGCACCAUUUGGUAUAAGGGAACAGCUUGGACUUACUAUGAAGUCAUCUAUUAAAAUGACAACUUCUUACGAUACUCGUGAUAGCGCUGUGUUUCCCAGUUAUGGGUCUUUUAUUAAUUGGGUUUUGGAAGUUGCUGGAAUUGGUGGCAGCAAUGAAUUUCUAAAAAAUGAAUUAUCCCUUCAAAAAACAUUUACAACAAUCUUGGGUUCAGCUGUUACUGAAUCAUUUUCCUUUGGAGUAUUGAAUGCAUUUGGAAAAUCCUGCAUUUUAGACCGAUUCUAUCUUGGUGGACCAUUGACCUUCAGAGGAUUUGAAGAAUGUGGCGUGGGUAAAAAAGAAGAUGGUAGCAUUACAGGUUCAUUGAUGUACUGGAGGUGCAACUUACAUGUACACGCUCCACUUCCAUUUUUAUCUGAAAAAAAUAGACUGUCUCAUUUAAUAAGGAUACAUUUGUUUAUGAAUUCUGGUAAUGUUGGAAAUCGACUAGGAAACUUGACCAAUGAUUUACAAGGAUUGAUCAGCAACGUUCGUUUAUCAUAUGGAGCUGGUUUUGCAUUAAACAUCAACAAUUUAAUGCGCUUAGAAAUUAAUUAUUGUUUACCAGUAUUUUAUUCGAAAAAUGAUUCUAUUGUGUUAAAUAAAAGUCAAUGGGGCUUUGGUUUGCUAUUUUUUUAAUAGACCGAUAGUAAAAUUAUUCAAUCUUUGUAUUGUAUAGUAUGUUUUUUUUUUUUUGAACAAAAAAAUAUUACUUAACUUUUGUGGUAUAAUUUUGUAGUAGUAAUAAAAGUUAUUUAUUGUUGAACAAAAAUGUUUUUUUGAGUAUUCAAAUUUGUUUUAUUUACCUAUCUAUUAAAUAUGUGUACCCAAUUUGUUUAAGUUAAACAUGGUUAUCAAAGCAAAAUGUUCCUGUGAAUUAAAAUUGUAUACAGAGUAAACAUAUUUUAUUUAUUCAUUUUAUUGAAAUGGUAAUAUUUUAUUUGGAUAUAAAAUGCGUGCUUUAACUAUAAAACUUAUAUUUUGUUUAACAUUUUUAAGUUACUCCUUUUAUCAUAAAUGGAAUUAAUAUUAGGUUUCUGCUAUUGAAUUUUAUACAAAUAAAUUUUUGAUAAAUAUUUCUUAAUAAAUUUAGAAUAUUAGUUGCCAAAGAAUAAGUUGGAAAAAAAAAUCAUCAAUAAUUAAUUUUGAAAAUUAGUUAAUUGGUUCAUACAUGUGUUUAAAGUUUGUUUUUUCAAUCCAGUGUAACUUUAAAAUGUUAUUCUAUAUUUUGAUAUUAAAUUAUUCUUCAUAUUUAUUAGUACAUUUUUCUGAUAACUUCGAGUAAAUCAUAAUUGUCUUAUAUUAUUUCUCAUUAUAAUAUAGAUUAACUAAUCAAAUAUUAUGACAAAUAGAUAUUUAAAAAUAAUAUAUCUGCAAUCUAUAUAUUUUUAAAUUUUUGUUAUUGUUACUAACAUGUGUGUAAUAAUAUUUUUAGUAUCAAAAUACUCAUUAAGUGCUAAUUGUGUUUAUAUAUUUUUAAAAUAAUUUAGAAAAAAAACAGUGAGGUUCUCUAGGUAUGUGAUUUAUGUAUAUUUUACUUAGAAAAUUAAGGGGUAUCAAAGCAAAGUUAUAUAUUAUACAUAAACCAAUACACAGCAGUGUUUUUUUUUUCAUAGUCUAGUGUUAAUUUGUUUAAAUAAAAAUUGUAUAAGUAUUAUUGGUAAUCUAGGUACAGUAGAAACUUGAUUAACUGUUAAUUCUCUGUUAUCCGUCAUUGUUAAAAAAUAAAUAAAUAUUAAUGAGAACAAGCAAUAAACAAGUUUAUCUUAUCUUUAUCUUAAAGAGAUGAUGGAUUAUUUUGUUUUGUAUGUGUGUUUGUAUUAUGUAUAAAAAUACUCACAUUUUAAAAUAUUUAUAUGUAUAUUGCAAAAUUUCUGUUAACCGCCAUAGUCCUAAUCCCGAUAGUGACGGUUAAUCAUGUUUUUGGUGUAAUACAUUUUACUAAUAAUUUUAUUAAUUUGAAUAUAGCUUGUAUAUAUAUCUAUAAAAUAUUUCAUUUGAAACCAAAUUACUUUUUAAAAUAUUGUAUUAAAGACUGUUAUUUAGCUAUUUCUUUAUUAAUAUAAAAAGCACGUAUUCAUUUUUUUUCUAACCAAAGAUGCUAAAUUUGAAAUAUAUUUUUUUAAUUGUAUGGAGCUUACUUGUUUACAAAUUGAAAUAUUCUAUAACAUUUUGCUUUGAUGCCUUUUAAAAUUAAAUUUAUUAUCAAACAUUGAUAAUUUGUAUUCUUUUUUAUAGAACAAGGAAUUUACUUAUAAAGGACACAGCGGUAGUGUAGAUCAGUUAUGCUGGCAUAAAUUUAACCCUGAUUUACUGAGCACAGCUAGUGGUGACAAAACAGUUAAAGUAUGGGAUGUAAGGCAUCAAAAAUGUUCAAAUACUAUUACGACCAAAGGUAUUUUAAAAACAUUUUGUGGUGUUUAAUUUUGUUAAUAAUUUUGUUUUUAUUUGUAGGGGAAAAUAUCAAUAUAACUUGGUCACCUGAUGGCCAUACGAUUGCUGUUGGAAACAAAGAGGACUUAAUCACUUUUAUAGACAUGCGUACUCUUAAACCAAUUAGUGAACAACAGUUCAAUUUUGAAGUGAAUGAAAUGUCAUGGAAUAAUGAAAGUGAUUUGUUUUUCUUGACAAAUGGUCUAGGAUGUAUUUAUGUAUUAAGGUAUUAAACUGAUCAUUAAUUUUUAACAUUUUAUUUCUAAAAUAUGUAAUUUUUUAAUCCCAUUCCAGUUUUCCAGACUUAGUUCAGCGACACGUGGUCAAAGCUCAUCCAGGUACAUGUAUUUGUAUAGAAUUUGCGCCAAGUGGUGCUUAUUUUGCUGUAGGUUCAGCAGAUGCUUCAGUUUCUUUAUGGGAUCUUGAAGAUUUGGCUUGUGUACAAACAUAUAACAGGUAGCGUAUGUUACAACUUACUAUUGGACUUAUUGUUUUUUAAAAUUUCACGAGUUCUUUUUUUUUUUAUUAGUGUUAAAUAAAAUAAAUAAAAAAUUAAUUUAAUUUAUUUUUAAUGUUUUAUUAAUUGAAUUUUUGCUUUUUAAAUUUUUAGAUUGGAUUGGCCAGUUCGAGCUUUAAGUUUUUCGUAUGAUGGUAAAAUGUUGGCUUCAGGUAGUGAAGAUUUGUAUGUAGAUAUUUCAGAUGUCACUACAGGAGAAAAAGUAAGACUUAAAUUAAGAUAUUUGAAGAAUAAAUUAAUAGUUGUAUUAUUAUAUUUUUUAAAUGAUUUUUUUUUAAAGAUAACUGAAGUACCAAUUGAAGCAGCAACAUUCACAGUGGCGUGGCAUCCAAAACAGUAUUUAUUAGCAUUUGCAUGUGAUGAUAAAGAUCAAUUUGACAGGAAAAGAGAUACUGGAAAUCUUAAAGUGUUUGGUUUCAGUUCAGAUUAAUAUAUUGAAACUAAUAAGGUUUAGAAUUAAUUCCUACAGUUAUUAUUUUUAUAAAAUAAAACAAAUUAUGAUAAAUCUAUAAAUAAUUAUAUUACUAUAAUACUUUAACUAAUAAAGACUGAUUUAUCAUUGUUUGUUUUUAGGUAUAAUAAUUUGUUUAUGAUUCAAACUUGUGUAUUUAUAAUUUCAAGUUUUUUACAUUAUGACUUCAGCAGCCAGAGAUUUAAGUUAAUGAUUUAUAAUAUAUAUAUAAAAAAAAAAAAUACCUCAAUAAUUUAUGCAAAAAGAUUGUUUACCAUUUUACUAAAUACAUAAUAAAUUAAAAAAAAAAAACAAAUUGAAUGAAAACCUAAAAGCGAACAAAGAAAAACAUUGUACAACAAAUUUAUUACCCUUCCCUAUGUCUUUGGCCUAAACUUUAAACUGUUAUAAC
This is a messenger RNA of Cinara cedri, 4907 nucleotides long. The record is from the annotation of a GenBank genome assembly. NCBI's taxonomy places the organism in Eukaryota, Metazoa, Arthropoda, Insecta, Hemiptera, Aphididae.